This is a messenger RNA of Pelobates cultripes (western spadefoot toad), 18229 nucleotides long. The record is from the annotation of a GenBank genome assembly. Lineage: Eukaryota; Metazoa; Chordata; Amphibia; Anura; Pelobatidae.
CCUAUUUUGAAAUAGAUAAAGUAAGUUUGUAAUGCUUAGCUUAGGAAGGAAAUGUGUUCAGCUCCACCCUAUCCAUGUACGAGAAAUGACAUUGUAUUAUUUUUGCACAUUGUCAGAAAAGCCGUGAGAAUGGAACCAUCUAUAACAUUAUUCAUUACUCUGACAGUCCUGGCUCUCUUUUGGGGUAGGUUCGGUUUUAUUUAUCACUAAGAAUUAUAAUGUAUUAUGUAAUUAAAAUGAAAUCCACACUAACCACUAGAUACAUCAUACAAAAACUGCUGCACACAAUUAUUAUUAUUAUUAUUAUUAUGAUAUUUAUAGAGCAACGUCAAAUUCCGCAGCGCUUUACAAUGGGUAGACAAACAGACAUGUAGUUGUAACCAGACAAAUGGACACACAGGAACAGAGGGGUUGAGGGCCCUGCUCAAUGAGCUUACAUGCUAGAGGGAGUGGUGUAAAAUGACACAAAAAGGUAAGGAUAGUGAUAUAUUUGAUAGUGAUAGAGGCAGCAACAUGCUAUAAAUUAUAUUAACUGCUAUAUUUGUAAACUUUAAAAAACAGCUAAUUUUGGAUAUUUUGGCUUAAAAUGUGAAAUUAGCACAUAUUCACUAUCAAUUUCCAGAAAUUCACACUUUAGACAAAUCCUGUUAGAUUUAUAGGGGAAAAACAUGCAAACACACCCACCAAAAAGUAUUUUUGUAAUAAGUGUAUAUUUUCUAGUGUUUCCAAAGUCAACAACCUUAAAUAUAAACCCAACAAACCAUAGGACAGUAAAGUCUGUACUACACGUUCAAUAAAACCAAUAUCCAUACCUCCCAACUGUCCCUAUUUAAGUGGGACAGUCCCUAUUUUGGGGCCAAAUCUCUCUGUCCCUCUUUUCUAGGAGCUCCAUAUUGUCGGUGUGUCUGAGUGUAUAGCAACACUAAUAAUACUCAAAGCAAUGUGUAUUUAAACUACAAUAAAUAUGUUUAGAAAUCUGUCUAUAUUCUAAAUGACAUAUUAAUUGGAGAAAUUGUUACAAGUAAGUCACCAAUAAAUUCUCAGAACCGCCCUGCCACUGGCCACCCACCAACUUAAAACUCUAAAACGAGUGUCCCUCUUUAUUUGUUUGAAUUGUUGGGAUGUAUGCAAAUAUCAAAACACACUUUUAGACUCCUCAAAACCUGAAGUCAUGAUACAAAAAAUGAACAAUAAAACAUGGAAAAGUGAAUGGCGCUUACACAAUAGAAAGAACACAAAGGUGGUGGUGGAAAAAGUGUUCCCCAACACCUUAAAUACAAAGUAUGAGAUAGAAAAUAUAUUGACACUGAAUAUACAAAUGCCAAAGAAAUCCACACACCACUCUCUUAGUCCCAAAAAGGUGAGUGUAUACAAUACUUGUAAAUACAGCGGUAUAUGCUGGUAGUAUUCCGUAUACUUGGACCCUACAAUAACAUAGAACAGUACAUAGUGUAGACUGUAAAUGGUAAUAACAAUAAUAAAAAUAAAUGGAUCCACUCACGAAUUUCAGAGCCGUGCCAGGCUCUGUGUAGAAUGCCCAAGGGUGCCUAUACAGGCUAGAUGCAAAAUCUUCACAAUAUCCCUCAGAGGUAGGAGAAACAGCAAAGAUGAUAGAAAGAUGAAUAAAUUUAUUGCAAAUAAAAAUGUAUAAAAACAACUGAACAAGUUGUAUAAAAUAAUGCAAAAAGCAAUACAAUGUGUGAACGGCUCUGAAAUUCGUGAGUGGAUCCAUUUAUUUUUAUUAUUGUUAUUACCAUUUACAGUCUACACUAUGUACUGUUCUAUGUUAUUGUAGGGUCCAAGUAUACGGAAUACUACCAGCAUAUACCUCUGUAUUUACAAGUAUUGUAUACACUCACCUUUUUGGGACUAAGAGAGUGGUGUGUGGAUUUCUUUGGCAUUUGUAUAUUCAGUGUCAAUACAUUUUCUAUGAUACAAAAAAUGCAAAUGUAUUUAGUGAAUUCUUACUAUAGUGAGAAUUUAUAAAAAAAAAUGCAAAAAAAUGGGGAAGUUUUGGCAAUAAUAAAAUAUGCAUAAUAUGUCCAGCUUAGGAAAAGUAAUUCAAAAUCAAUUCAUUUGUGUGUCUUGAUUUACAAAGUACAUAAUAUGUGUAGGAUUUCAGUUUAUUUUGAAAGUUACAGGUCACAAACUACAAGGUCUAAAAUAAAAUUUCAAUGUGAAACAAUUUUAGAAGUUGGUAUGUUUGUCUUGGAAGUUUAAUACCAAUUACAGAACACAAAAUUAUAUAUUUAUAUAAAGUAGACAUCGCAGGCUGUUUAGCUAAGGUUAUUUUGACACUUUCUACGUAGCCAUUUCACCGCCAAUCUCUGCUAAAUAUUGGAGUAAAAUUGUGUUUUUUUCCUUAUUUUGGCAUGUACAUAUAUAACAAGGUUUUUCUAAUGUGUAUUUUGUAAAGCCGAUGUGUGCUAUUCCUGCACAGAACCCCAUAUUAUGUUCAGCUACAUCUGCUGAGAACAACGAUAGCCCCAUUUUAUACCUUUGCCCCUAUUCUUUGCCCAAUGUAUGACCUAGACACUAAUUUGUGAAGUUACAGUGCUGUAAAAGAGACGUGACAAGAUCAGGUUUUUAAGUGUCAAUUUAUAUGGAAGGUUUUAAUGUGUCUGUAUUCUAUUUUGAAAUAUGUUAGCAGGCUGCUUUUUCCAACUACCCCAAAAAGGCAUACUAUUUCUUAAGGAAGACACCCGAGGGUAUUUCAAAAAGCAUAUUUUGAACCUUAGCGUGGGAUCAUUUUUCCGCUAGCUUGUAUCAGGUGUAGUGGUAAUAAGCAUUUUUUCUGCCUUUUUGACACACAGUGAGUUUGUACUGUAUAUUUUGCAAACCUUAUAUGUGCUAUGGCUUUAUAAUACUUCAUAUGUUGCUCAGCUAUGUUGUCUGAGUAAAGCAAUACCCCCAUAUGUACCUUUGCUAGGUAUAUGUGGACUUUGAAGGGGCACAUUUCAGACACAGCCAUUUAAGAUUUUUUCAAACUUCAAAUUUUUACGCUGGGUCCAUACCCCACUUUGGAGUUUUUUUUUGUAGGUUAAUUAUUCCAGCUACCCCAUAAAGGCAUACCAUUUCUUAAAGAAGACACCCUAGGGUAUUUCAAAAGACAUAUUUUGAACCUAAGCAUGAAAUAAUUUUUCCGCUAGCUUAUACCAAGUGUUGUGGUAAUAAGCAUUUUUUAUGCCUUUUUGACAUACACGAGUGUGUAAUAUAUAUUUAGCAAACCUUAUGUGUGCUACAGCAGUGAUCUGUCCACUUCCAUUAUUUGCUUUAAAGUUCCCUACAUGAUUCUUAUGGGUGGGGUGGUAAGCCGCUUCCUCUUUAAUUCAAUGGCUGUCCAGUCGCUUAAAUAGUAGACAUACCCUCACCUGCUUUAUAACCACUGGAUGAACAGAGAGGUAAAAUGCCUCCCUUAUAUCGGGAUCUUAUUGUUCCCACAUGCUUUAUAUUAUUUUUUUUUUUUUUACUAUUUAAUGUGGUGGCUGGCCAUAAGUGAUGACCAGCCACCAUAUACUUAACCCUGGCUGAGGAUUUAUUGACUAUUUGCCCAUUGGCUGACAGUGGACAAAUAGUUUGGAUUUGUAUUCAAUUCAAGGACAACUUUAUUUUUUUUUAAAAAGUGUAUUACAAUUUACAUUUCCUAUUAUUAUUUUAAAUAAAUCUAACAAUAACACUGACUGUCUCUUGCAACUUUUUUUUUCUUUUCUCUAGCGUUUGCAAACUCAUGCUCGAUCUCUGUUUCUCCCCAAAAUGUGGCCGCUCGUUAUGGAGAUACAGUGAUCUUAAACUGUACAUCAGACUGUAUCAAUCUGCGUUGGAAAACUCCAGCGAUUCAGAAUUUUAAAAGAGGCCCUCACUGGUUGGUACUAAAUAUAAGCAACUAUGACGGAUGGGAGGCAAAUUCAAUCUGCUUUGUAGAUGAAAAUUUUCUAGCAGAAGUGAAAGUUUUGUUUUACAGUAAGUAUCCAUCUAAUUAAAUGGUGGGUUAUACGGUCAUGCUCCCUAGAAUAGAACUGGGAGGUAACAAAAGUAAUUAGAAUGGAAUUAGGGGGUCACACAGGCAAUUAAUAUAUAACUGAGAGGUAUGAAAUUGGGAGGCCACACACACAUAAUUAGAAUGGAGUUAGGGGGUCGCACAGAUAAUUAGAAUGGAGUUAGGGGGUCACACAGAUAAUUAGAAUGGAGUUAGGGGGUCACACAGAUAAUUAGAAUGGAGUUAGGGGGUCACACAGAUAAUUAGAAUGGAGUUAGGGGGUCGCACAGAUAAUUAGAAUGGAGUUAGGGGGUCACACAGAUAAUUAGAAUGGAGUUAGGGGGUCACACAGAUAAUUAGAAUGGAGUUAGGGGGUCACACAGAUAAUUAGAAUGGAGUUAGGGGGUCGCACAGAUAAUUAGAAUGGAGUUAGGGGGUCGCACAGAUAAUUAGAAUGGAGUUAGGGGGUCACACAGAUAAUUAGAAUGGAGUUAGGGGGUCGCACAGAUAAUUAGAAUGGAGUUAGGGGGUCACACAGAUAAUUAGAAUGGAGUUAGGGGGUCACACAGAUAAUUAGAAUGGAGUCUAAUUAGAGUGGAAUUGAUGGGGGGACGGUUACAAAAGCAGUUUAUAUGGAAUUGGGGAGUUUGCUAACUAGUAUAGAAUUACUAUUAGAAAGACGUGUUCACACAGAUCAUUUGUGUAGAAUUAGGGGCUAGCAGACUUCGGCUAAGCGACUAGAGUCAUCUUAUAAUGAGUUACAUUUCAUUAUCAGGUCAAAGUUAUUAUUAUUUACACUUCUUUUUCAGGUAAAAUGUAUAAAGUUUUUUUUCUUUUUAAAGAUUAAAAAUAGCACCAUAUUCAUACCAGGAGAAAAAUGCUAAGAAAUUUUCCUAAUUACUAUAUAAACUAUAUAUAUAUAAAUCAUCAUAUCCUUGUCUUUCUAUCAUUACAUUACCAAAGUGGAAGGUCUUACAAGAGUAUACUCACUCUCAGGACUCUCUAUUCUAUUCUAUCCACGUGGCUUGCUAUAAUUAAAAAUGUAGCAUGGCUUGCCUCACCAAACCCAUUAGGAAUGCUUAGAGGAAGAUGGUUUAAGGCACUUGUCCAACGUCAGCAUAUCACCCCCCUCUAGGUGCCAUUUGGACCCCUUAUUGGCUGGCCCAUGUAAGUAGUAUUGAAUCAGGGUGUCACACAAGUAAGACAUUUAGAACUGAGGAGUGACACAGAUAACUUUAAAAAGUUUAAGUAUUCACUAAACUUGGAAAUUAGUGUUGUUGGGUCAUCGUAGAAGUUUGGAAGUGGAGGAUCACAUAGAUUUUUAGAAUAAAAUUGUGGAUUACGCAGGUAUUAUGGGUAAUAAUCACAAACUUAUUAGGUAAUUAGUAAGGAGCUGGGAGUCAGAGUGCACACAGUUCAUUAGUAAGGAAUCGGCGAUUCGCACAAAUUGAGCGGGAGGCUGCACUGUUAAUUAGUAAAGAUUUGGAAACAACACAUUUAAUUAAUAUGGUAUUGGGAAGCCCACUGAUAUUUGGUUUGGGAUUGGAGGCAUGAAUGAUAAUUAGCAUGUAAUUAGAGCCAGAUGUGAAAUUACUGCUAGUAGCCACUUAACACCAACUUUUAAUCUCUAUAUACAGUUUGAGAGUUUUUGUUUUUGUAAAAAGGACACUAUAGGCAGCUUUUUUCCACUUUACGGCCUGCCUGGAAAAAAUAUGUUUAAUUUUAUUUUUUUUCCUUCCACAAACGUACUGAAUUUAAAACCAAAUAAACAUUUCUCCAACCAAAAGUCUUCAGAAAUAAAACUUUUCAGAAACUUGAAGUGAAUCAAUUCGGAAGAACCAAAAGUAUUUGCAAUGCACAAGUCUAGUAAUGAGUUUGGAAUUGGAGAGUAACACUGACAAAUUAAUAAUAGGUUAAUGGGGUCACAUUGGUUAUUAAUGGAAUAAGUAUUCACACAGCAUACACAAUAUACAGUUAGCAUGGUAUUGGGGUGCGUGAUCAUAUUGGUAAUUGGUAUGAAAUUGGAGUAAUUAUUGUGGAUUUUUGUCAUAUUUCUACUAAUAAUUUUCACAAAUGUCUGAGCAUUCUAAUCUACAUUUGUAUUGAUAAUUGCAAUCCUGUGCAACUCUUUUUUUGCAACACCCAGAUUACUGUUCAUUGGUGUUGCCUCAUUUACUUAAGGGUCUGCAUAUAUUAGGUUUAUUUUUAGAUUGUGCACUCAAUGCACUCAUGUUAGGAUCUUGUGAAAGAGAGUGAUGAAAUGUGUGUCUUACAAACUUAUCAAACUUAUUUAAUGUUUGUCAUAUGAUCAGUUUUAACCACGGGGUAAGAUUAUUUAAUCUUUGUUUUUUAAUUUAUACUCGUCAUCUCCCUAAUUUGCCACGUGCCCCCUCAUCAGCUUGAGGGAGCAUCAUGUUCUGUACCUCUAUUGGGUGCAGAUCACAGUAUUUGUUGCCUUGUGGUACUCCAGCACUUCCCAGUGAAUCAGAGCACUACAGCCAGUGCUCUGAGUCACUGUCUGAGUGUCAGAUUGUGAGGGAGCCUUUAGAGUGACCUGUUAUUGAUGAAGACCACAAUGUUCUACCACAGGAGCACUUAUACAGAAAGGGGGAAAUUGUGGUGAAAAGAAUACAUGGCAAAAAAAACCCCCGAAAAGUCCUUGGUCACAAUGCAUUGCAUCUCAGAAAAACCUUGGUCAUUAAAGGGUUAAUCUUACUUUAUUAAAUAUGAAAUAUGAAAAUUGCCAUUGUGAUCAGAAUCCUGUCAAAAUCCAGUGUUUAGUGUAUAACCCUGUUAGUGAUUCUGACAGAUUAAAGGGACACUAUAGUCACCGGAACAACUAAAGUUUAAUGUAAUUGUUCUGGUGACUAUAGUCAGUUCCUGCAGGUUUUUUACAGUAAACACUGUUUUGUUUUUUUUUGCAGUGUUUACAGCUUAUGUACACCUCUAGCGGCCACUCCUCAGGUGGCUACUAAAGGUGUUUCCUGGUAUUCAGUGUCUUCACCCUGGAGACACUGAACGUUCCUCGUUGAGAUGCUGAUUGGCCAUUGCUGUGUUUGGCUUGUGCUGGCUCUGCCCUGAUCGUUGUUGCACUAUUAUUGUUUUAUUUUUUCCUGGAUGCACGUUCAUUGUGCUGCAGAUUCUCAAACCAACUUUAACCAAUCUGAUAUGCCUACAAUCAAACAUGUGUGUGAGAGUGCAUUAUAAGGAAUUUGUGUUUAUAGUGUAUUAACUUUAUUACCCUAUGAGAUCUGUUUUGUUUUUACUGUAGAUAUUUUCUGUUUUCUACCCCCUGAUCGGCCUCCUUGGCAGUUUUUGAUGAUGUCAGCCAAUGAGACAAUCAGGGUCAGAGCCAGCAACAGCAGACUGGUUUGGGUAAGAGUUUACUAUAUUUAGGGGAAUAAAAGGGUUCGGGGGGCUAGAUUGUGUUUUUAAUACUAUAACAGUCAAGAAUACAUGUUUGUGUUUCUGACCCUAUAGUGUUCCCAUUAUUAAAGAUACCCUUGAGCUUUUAUGACCAUUAAGCAGAUCCAAAAAACUUGUUCUGUCUGUGUUUGUUUGCUCUGUUUAACCCCUUAACGUCGUUACAACGUUCAAUGCCGUCUCGCUUUAAUUGGGCGUUAAAGCCUUUGCGGCGGCAUAGAACGCCCUAACGGCUUUGAGCCCUGGAGCGCCUGGUAUACUCACCUUACCGGCGCUCCGCUUCGGGAGGACUGCCUGACAGCUCAGGCAGCCCUCCCCCGGCAAAAGAAGCCCCCUGGGGGCCAUGUGAUCACUCUCAAAGAGUGAUCACAUGGCCCCCUAUAGCUGGCUGUGGAUCUGCCAGCAGGGGGACUGUCUGAAAUGUCAGACAGUCCCCCUGCUGGUGGGAGCUGUAAAAAAAAAUAUAUUAAACAUGUUUUAAAAUAAAAUAAAUAUAUUUAUAUAUAUAUAAUAUAUGUAUAUAUAUUAAAUAUAAUAUAUAUACAUAUUAUAUAUAUGUAACAUCAUACAAAGUGUAUUUUAAUACUAAUAUAAGUACAUAUAUUAGUAUUAAAAUACACUUAGAAUGACGUUAAUUAUAUAUAAUAUGUAUAUAUCUAUUAUGUAUAAUUACAAUAAUAAAUAAAUAAAUUAAUAAAAUAAAUAAAUAAAAUAUUGAAACAAAAUUUUAUAUAAAUUAUAUAUUCAUAUGUAAUUUAAUUCUAACUGUAUUUUGUUAUUAAUAUAUAUAUAUAUUGGUAACAAAAUACACUUAGAAUGACAUUCUCUAUAUAUCUAUCUAUAGAUAAAAUACAAAUAACUGCAAAUAUAUAUAUAUAUAUAUAUAUAUAUAUAGAUAGAUAGAUAAAUACAUAUAAUUACAUAAAAGAUUACAUUAGUAUACACGUAGAAUUUAUAUACCUAUAAAUGCAUAUAUAUUAAAAUUCUACAUGUAUAUUUAAGUAAUCUUUUAACAUAAUUAUGUGAUUUGAUUAAUUAAAAUUUGAUUGACAUGCCUGACAACAAAGGGAGAAAGUGCAGAGAAUUUAAUUCACAAGCACUAUAUUUGACCCUGUAACUCUCCAAGACACCAUAAAACCUGUACAUAGGGGGUACUGUUUUACUCAGGAGAUUUCGCUGAACUCAAAUAUUAGUGUUUCAAACUGAUAAAUUGUAUUACAACAAUGAUAUUUUAAGUAAAAGUUAAGUUUUUUGCAUUUUUUACAAACGAACAGCACUUUUAUGGACUAUAUUAUUGUUGUAAUAUGUUUUACUGUUUUAAUACACUAAUAUUUGUGUUUAGUGAAGUCUCCUGAGAAUAACAGUACCCCCCAUGUACAGGUUUUAUGGUGUUUUUGAAAGUUAGAGAGUCACAUAUAAGGCUUGCAUUUAAUUUUUUUGACAUUGAAAUUUGCCAGAUUGGUUAUGUUGCCUUUGAGAGCGUAUGGUAACCCAGGAAUGAGAAUUACCCCCAUGAUGGCAUACCAUUUGCAAAAGUAGACAACCCAAGUAUUGCAAGUGGGGUAUGUCCAAUCUUUCUUAGUAGCCACUUAGUGUCACGGUUCUCACCGCAGCAAACAGACGGCCAGACAUGGUCACCCGUGGAGAUCCCAACAAGGGACUUGAACCGGGGAACUUGACAGUCCUGGUCCUGCUUCCUACCUCUGAGCCACAGCAGCUUUUGUAUUCUGCAAGUCAUUCUGGUCCUGUUCAUCCUGGCUUGUCUAUCACUCUGGGGGCUGUACCUUGAAUUUGGCUGUGCUGCACCUGAACCUGAUCAGACAUUAGCAGGGUAUUUAAACUCAGCCUCGCCCUGUGAUCAGGAUCAAGUCUUUGAUCCUGUUGUGUGCUUUGUACCAGUGUUCCUGUUGUUUGAACUGCUACUUGUUAUUGACCCCGGCUUCUGACUACGUUUACUCUGACCUCUGGCAUCCCUUGACUUCGGCUACUCCUUGUUGUUCCUGUCUUCUGGCAUCCUUUGACCUCGGCUAUCCUUUGACGAUCCUGCUGUUUGAGUCCUUGCCUGUCCUGCGACUUGGUACUUCAUCCUGCACAGCCCCCGUGCACAGACCCACAGGCCGGGUGAAUUCUUACCUGACCACCUUGGCCUGUGGCUAUCUGCAAGGGUGAGCAACAUAUCUGCGCUACAGACUCCCAACCCAGGUAAGAUCCUGACACUUAGUCACAAACACUGGCCAAAUAUUAGUUUUUUGCUUUUUUUCACACAAAAACAAAUAUGAACGCUAACUUUGGCCAGUGUUUGUGACUAAGUGGCUACUAAAAAAGACUAAACAUACCCCACUUUCAAUACCUUGGGUUAUCUACUUUUGCAAAUGGUAUGCCAUUAUGGGGGUAAUUCUCAUUCCUGGGCUACCACACCGUCUCAAAGGUAACAUUACUAAUCUGGCAAAUUUCAAAUUGAAAAUGGAACGUUCUAUAUUUGACCCUGUAACUUUCUAAAACACCAUAAAACCUGUUAAUGGGGGGUACUGUUGUACUCGUGAGACAUCGCUGAUUACAAAUAUGUGCAUUUUUUGCAAUAAAACCUAACAUUAUGACAUUUAUAGCUACAAUGUCAGACGGAAAUACAAAUUUUUAAAAAAAUCUUAUUUUCUCACAUUUUUUUUUCAUUUUAUUCAUAAUAAAUUAUGUUCCAUAUAUGAAUAGUUAAUGAUAAAUUAAAGCCCUGUUUCUCCUGAACCAAAUGAUAUAUAUUAAGUGUGGGUGCACGUAAUGUGACAGCGGUGAAUUGGGGUUGAACAGACAUAUAGCGCAAAUUCCAGUUUUUGUUUACGUUUUGUUCUGAUCAGAACGUGCACUAUUGACUCCGUUCUGAAGGGGUUAAAGGGAGAUAGUCAGACAAACAAUUUGCCAUUUCCAUUUUUUCUUUAAUUUUUUUUAUGGCAGAUGUAUCCACAUCGAUGCAUUUCCCGAAGAUGGUUUCGGACAAAGAUGAUGUUUUGAUUCUCUGUAAUGUGUCUAGCCGUGUUGGCAGUAUGCCAGCAUUAAACUUAAAUUUGACACUGAGUAUUGAAGGCAAAAUCCUAAACUAUACUAAAGAAGAUGCUAUAUUAUACAAGCUGAGAGCUGCCCCAAAGCAUCAUUUGAAGGAAAUCUUGUGUAAAGCUGAGAUCGAAGUCUUCGAACAGAAAUUCUCAGAUAGGACCAAAGAUCGGCUGUAUGUCCUGUGUGAGUAUUCAUUAUUUAUUAUUGUAUUGCACUUGUUACAGCCUUGUUACAGUGCAGCUAUCUCAUCAUAUUGUUUCCAAUAUUAAAAGUUAAUUGAUUUGUAAGGUUUAUAAGAAACCCUCUUCUGUCUUGUUACAUAGUUGCAUAGGCUAAAAAGAGACACGUGUCCAUCACGUUCAGCCUUCCUCAUAUCCCUUCAAAAGAGGGAUGAUCUAUUUUGGAAACUUUCUCUAAUGAUUACAUUGUAACCGCAGCUGGUUCCCUUAUUUACCUCUAUAAUGUCUUAAAGCAUGGAACUUAGUAGGGCUAACCAUACAGCUAUCUUAGCCAUAAUUUUAUAUAGUUAGUGUAAGAGAUCCUCUAUUUAAAAUAUAUAAAUAAUUGAGAAUACAAUAUAAAAUAAGGAUUGUCUUGGAAGUAAUAGUUUUGUCUUUUAGAUAUUUAUUACAUAAAAAUAUAAAUAUAGACAUAUAAAAUCCAUUAUAGCAGAGUUUAUAAGAUUAAACUAAAUGUUUGCAAAUAUCAUUAAUAGGUUAACAUACCCUCCUAAACAUGUCAUCAUGUCAGCCGCUCUGUUAUUUUAAUAUGGAGCAGCGUCUGUCUCCAAGUCUCUCCUCUGUGUCUUAACAUUUAAAAGUACACCUAUUUAUACCUUAGGUGUCUCCAUUUUAGGUUACCGUAGUUCAAAUAUGAAAAAGUAACACUUCUUUUACUUUAUUCAUUUUAGGACCUCCCUUAACUUGGCAAACAGACAAGGCCAUAACUAAAGGGUGCAUACGUCAUGGAAAUUUUCCUGACUUAGUUCAAGAUGGCAUCUUAAAGUCUGAACAUCCUAACUACUAAGGUUACCACAGUAUAUUGUGUACUGAAAGAGUCGUAGCAUAGCCAUGAAGCUUGUUUAUGCAUUAUUAUUGUAAUUCGUCUGGGACAAAAUGGCGCAAACAUAAUAUGCACUGAGGUUAUUGCUUAAAGAAACAUCUAUGAAAAACAAUAUGUUCCAUUUCUAACACCUUGUCAGUUUGCAAUAUCUCUUAAAGACAAAGUACACAGUUUAAGAAAUAAAACAUUUCAUUCUAAAACUUGUAACAUUUGCUCAUAACAACAUUUUGCCCAAUUAAUGUCGAAGGCUUGAACACUAUAUAUAUAUAUAUAUAUAUUUACCACAUUAAAACAAGAAAACAUAGCUAUAGCACUGGUUCACAAAACCCAGUGGGCAAAUUCACAGAAAAAGAAUAAACUAGAUAAAAACUAUCCUCAUCAAUUUAUGUCUUGUUACAAAAAUGAAAGUAGAGGCACUUUAAUUUUAAUAAAAGAUAUAGCUACACUUAAGAUUUUGCACAAAAAAAAUAAAUAAAGAAGGAAGAUUUAUAAUUGUUUGUAAGAUUAAUAAUAAAAAAAAUCACAAUUGUUAAUAUUUAUGCACCUAAUGAAAAUGCACUCACAUUUUUUGAAUCGCUUAUGACUCAAAUUUAUAGAAUUGUACAGGGAUAUCUCAUUUAAGGAGAAGAUUUUAGUACUAUUAGUGAUGUCAAUUUAGACAAAAAAACUACACCAAGGCAAAACACUUAACAAGAAAUAGAGAAUUGGAGCAAAAAGUUUUUUAUAAUUUCCAAGAGACAUGGUCUUUAUGAUAUCUGGAGGACUUUAAACCCUUCUUCUUGUACUAAUUAUACUUUCUACUUAGCUCCCUAUUGCUCCUAUUCUCGAAUAGACUUAUUUCUAACUAAAAGCUAUUUAUUUAUUAUAAAGCUAAACUGUAAAAUAUCGAAUACAAUGUGGGCAGAUCAUGCCCCUAUUUUUCUAACUAUAAAAAUAUCAGUAAAUCGUACUUCAAGAGAAUGGAGAAUGAACAAGCUAUUAAUAAAACAAAACCACAUUAAAAAUCUAAUUACAAGAGAUAAAAAUUACUACAUUGAAAAUGAUGACAACUAUAAAACCAAACAAACAAUAUGAUUAAAGGCAGUUAUAAAAGGUCACAUGACAAAAAAAUUAGCUCAUGCAAAAGAGAAAAAGUGGAUUAACAUAUCAACAAUUAUACAUGAAACUAGCCCAAUUAGAAAAUGAAAUCAUUGCGGGUCGCCGCCCCUUGUAAUAAAAACUGUCCGGGCACCCCAGGGGGGCUCAAGGGUGGCCAGCUGGCCAGCUCUUGAGCUCCCAUAUGCAAAGGUUAACAAGGUAUUUGCCAGGGCACUUGGGGGGGAGAGGCGGCGGCGUUUUUUGACUAUCUCUGUAAAGUGCAGCCCAAGGCAAAUGACUUGUUAGCCUUCCAAUAAAUACAGCACUGCAUAUAAUCAAGGAAGUACAAUAGUUUGAAUACAGGAAACCUCUUAUAUUCACUGUUUAAGUUACUGCUGUUUCACUUAACUAAACUUAACAAUAGCCAUCCAAUUAAAUUGCGUGCCGUUCUGAGUAACGUUGUGAACCGUGUGGUCCCGAUAAGGACAUUAUUUAUCUCUUUUGCCCAGUGUAUCCAUGCUGUAUAUGUUUAAGUAUUUUGUUUGAUGAAUACAAUAGCUAUUGCUGCCACCCAGGAGUAGUUUGAGAUUGAGCACAGGGCUUAAUUUUGUGUGCUGUAUGUACUACUCAACCAUUAGUCACUAAUAGUGAUGUCGCGAACCGUUCGCGAACUUUUCGCGAACGGUUCGACGCGGUUCGUGGCGAACUCCGGUCAGCUGACACAUCCCGGCCAAUCUCCAGCAGACCCUCCCUCCCAGACCUUCCCACCUCCUGGACAGCAUCCAUGUUGAAGCUGCCUUCUCGAAAAAUUCGCGAACGGUUCGCGACAUCACUAGUCACUAAGUAGCCAUCUUGGUUAUCAGAUCAACUCUUACGGCAUUGCAUUGCAUGUGUUCAAGUAACCCCUAUUUUGCUUAUUAAUGGCUCCACAGUGUAAGAGUAGUGGCCCAACACUAUAUCACACUUUGAGAGAAUAGUGACUCAACACUAUAUUACAUCUAUUGGCAUUCACCUCACUAUAAUAAGGCAUUGCAUAGUAUAAUGUUUUUUAGAGAUUACAUAAUAGAUAUGUUUCAGUGCUUAUAGUGUCCCUUUAAUACCGCAAACAACGCUCUUAAUAAUAUCAUUUUGUUUUUAGAUGGGCCAACUCAGGUCAAUGUCACUUCUGAUCGGACAACGUUUGUGGCAGGGGAAAAUGUUACAUUGAGAUGUUCAGGUGACGGAAAUCCCCCCGGAGAGUAUUUCUGGAACAUUCCGAAUAACAGAAGUACUACAUUUACCGAUGAUAAACGUUCCCUUGUUGUUUAUUUAGCAUCAGAAAUGGACAGUGGGAAAUAUGAAUGCACUGUAGAAAAUAACUUGGGAAGAAGUCAGUCCCACAUUGAAAUCUCAGUCACAAAAGGUAAGUGACCAACUAAUUAUAUAUAUAUAUAUUAAUAUUACUAAUUUGUUUUUCUGUAUACACUAACCCUUUCUAACACCCAUGUCACACUCUCCAUACCCUUCUCUUCCCAUACAUAUCCUCUUCUCACUAAAUCCAUGCCCCCUUUCUGUCAUAUUCCCUCCGCAUGCCUUUUUCCUUUCCAACUGUUAUUUUUUUUCCCCCAAGGUUUCAUAGCAGUUAGCAAAUAUGUUAACUUUGGACUUUUCUUUAAUAACUGUAAGGGUUAUUCACUAACUCUGUGUGAGCUAUCAGGCAUUAAAGGAACAUUUAGAGUGUGCCAUUCCUUCAAUUUAUAAAAGAGCCAAUUUCAAAAGAAAUCAGCAUUUUUUAAUAAAAUUUUUUCAUUUUUUUUUUAUAAAUUACUGCUGUAAUGCCUCCCUGGCUGUCAAUCACCAUAUCCCUAUCUUUGCAUUCUCCACAGAGGGGCUCCAAUGCUCACCCUGCUAAUACUUCUAAAUGAGCUGUACUACAGCUUGUUGAGAAGUGUGUCAAUGAAAAUCUGUAUGCUUGUCCCUGCGGCUCAACCAAUAGAAAGCCUUUGAUUAGUCAAUCCUUUUAGUCUUUGCCUGAAUCUCGGGAAAAUUAAAAGACUUGCGGUAGUUACAGAAACUAGCUCUGCAGCUAUUACAAAUGAAUUUUUUUUUUAGCCUUCCAAAGAAGAAGUAGCCGAAGAAAACACAUGCAUGUUCUCUUUGCUGGUAAAUCUACUAAAUUGCUAACAUAUAUUGUUUACAAUGGAAUGCACUAUUAAGGUAAAAAAAUUUACGUCAAAUUAGUCUUAAAAUGAUGUUUUUAGUUACAAUUACCUUACAUGAAUCUAGGUCUAUUUCAAACGGUUUAUUAUGAUUGACAAGUAAAUGUUGUGUUAAUGUGUUCUUAAUCUUAAUCUCUGUUUUGCAGCACACGCAAUGAAAGGUUUGUGGGCUAUUAUUCUCGUUUCGGUCCUUGCAGUAAUUGGUCUUGGUUCAUUUCUCAUCUGGUGGGUAAAAAGGAGAAAGGGUGAGGAAACCUUAACAAAGGAAUAAAAAAUAUCUGACAAAAUGUAUGAAAAAUAUAUAUACUUGUAAUGCACAUAAAAGCAUGAACUCGAUUUAGCUUUCAUGUGCAUUUCAGUGUUCAAAAUCAGCACUACAAAUGAUCACAUAGUAAAAGAGUGAAGGCACGCAGAGAUUCUAUAGCAGUUUAAUUAACAAAAAGGAAAAAUACAAUGUUAUGACGGUGCAAACACUUUUUUUUGUCUCAGGCAUUCACAAGGUGUCUUCUUUGUGUGUGAUUAUCAUUUUUUUUCUUCUCUAAGCAAUGAGGGUGUCUCAAAUUUCAGAUGUUAGCAAAUAGUUAUCUUAAUUUCUUCCAUGUCGUAAAACCUUAUAAUAUCUGGCGCAAAUAGAUUGCUAUAUGUCUUAAAACUUCAUAAUUUCUGGUACUAAUAUAUUGCUAUAUGUUUUAUGUUUAUUAUCUACUCAAUAUUUGUUACAGCCAUGUAGUGAAUAUUUCUAAAUUGCGGCUAAAUUGUUUUUGACAACCUAUCAUAUAGCAUUUCCCAAUUAGAUUUCAAAUGUUUUAGUAUUGAUGUGUGUAAAUCCAUUCACUGUAUUAUACUGUUUUAUUAAUAAACAACAUUAUGCUUGGAAAGAUUGUAUAGAACCUGAAAAUUUAAGAAAUAUUGAAAUAUUUCUCUCUAAUUAAAGUUUUUAAAUUCCAUGUAACUGAUUCUACAAUUUGUGAUUACUUCAGGGGUACAGAGAGAAAAUAAAAGGGUCAAGAUGAUCAAUGCUGUUCAGGAAACAAACAAUGUAACAGCAUUUUCAAGAAUUUAAUACAGAGCAUAGAAUUCCCUUCUACAGGGCAGCAGUACUUUAUAGGAUGGAUAAACGUUUAAACGUCUGAGCAGCAAAAUACAAUGACGUUUAUGAUACUUAACACUUCUCUGGGGGACUUCUGCCUUAGAAGGGGUUAUUUAAUAGUUGCAGUCUUAGUUUAAUGUAAUGCAACUAGCAUAAAUGGCCACUAGGUGCCGCCAGGUACUUGCUAUAGGCAUUGAUAUAGUUCUUCAUAGCCCUUUUGCAAUGUAAUGCAGUUAACAGGAAUGGCCACUUGAUGGGACCAGAUAACUGCUUAAACAGUGAUUUGGUUAACUCGCUUGUAGAAUGUAACCUUCAGGGAAUCUAAAAAGAAUUAAAGAACAUAGUGUGAAUCUGUGUUGAGAAUAUGUAAUUAGUGGGAAACCGCAGGAUUUAAUUUAGUGGUUGUCUUCCCAGAAGAGGUUGACAAAUGUCAUAACUUUUAAUAAUCUUAAAUAGUAAAAGAAAGAUGAUUUUAAUAAUAUUUUAAAACACAAAAUAACUGUAAAAACAUUAACACCAACACGUUUCACCUUCACUGAGAUUAUCAAGGAGUAUUUUUAUUGACCACUUAAAGAAAACUGUAUAGUAUAAUAGAAUUUGAUUCCAAAAUGUAUUUACAAGGGCAAACCUUAUAUCUUCUGGUUUUGUAUUUUACAGGCCACUUUAAGAGUGCCCUCGAGCUUCCUGGCAUUUUUUUUGAUUCAGAGUGCUGCAGAUGGCCUACUGAGUCAUUGACUCAGUAUCAGAAUCUUGAGGGCACUCUGAAAGUCUUCUGUGCCAGAUAUUGGUGCAGACAAUAUUCAGAAAUUCAGCUCACUCUUCACUGGACUGCCAUGAAUCCUACUCACCCUUCAUUGGUCUACCAGGGAAGGUAAGCAGGAGGUGGGGAAACAUACACACACACACACACACACACACAAUAAUCAGGCUCUCCAACACACACCUCUCAUCCUCCUCCACACUCAACACUCACACACAAUACACACCCUUACACACACAAUAAUCAGGCUCCCCAACACACACAAAUCAGCCACCACACACACAACACUCAACCAGCACACACAUGUACACUCGACCUCCCCAUACACCUCUCAUCCUCCUCCACACACAACACCCACACACAACACACACCCUUACACACACAACAUGCAAUCAACACAACACUCACCUGGCUCAAGUGCUGUCUUUCUUACUUCUCAGGAACUGUGAUUUCCAGUAACAUGACCAUGGCACUCCCUCACUUACCUUCUCAUUCCCUCCUCAUUCCCUUUAUAUUCCACCAAUAUCUGCAACUCCCUGUUUCCUUAUUUAGCACUGUGUUAGCAUGCACAAAUUAGUGCAAGCAGGGCAAAGAAAGAUAAAGAUGGGCCUCUGGUGCAAGAGAAGUAUAAGGAAAAUAAAUUAAAAUUAAAUUAGAAUAUUAACUCUUCCACACCUAGUAGUAACAUGGAAUUUGUUGAUGCCCUGUUGUCAGCCAUCUUGUAGAAUCUGCUAAGUGCUUUUGUCAGCUUUUCUCAGUUUGCUAUCAGCCAUUUUCUAGAAUACAUCUGUGGGUUUUUUUUUCAUUUUUGGUUCUAAUUUUCUUCUAUUUAAAGACUAAUUUUUGCUUUUUAAAGAGUUCACUGCAAUUAUUUUGUGAUAUAUUUAUCUUAAGGGGAAGUGUAGCUGUGCUCAAAAGCAUCAGGGUGUGUGACUUGUGGUGAAUGAUUAUGUUGUGAAUAACAUAGAAUAGGAGGAAAGGGGAAUGGAUGUUUGAAUUUACUUCAGGUUUUUUUUUUUUAAUGCUUAGUCAGAUAUUCUGUAAUGCUUAUAUUGUAAGAAUACUGGCCAUGUGUUAUCUUUUGACAUGGUCAAUGUUCCUCUAUUAUCUGUGGAUAAAAUUGUUACAUUUAUUGUCAUGUUAGAUUUUUGCUUUUCGAAAAAUCUCAGUGUCAGGGUUUCUGCACACGUUCAAUAAAAUGUUUUUACUGGACAUGUUGGUAUCUUUGGUGGCAACACUAACACAAGCUUAUAUUCUUGGCAUCAUGGUUCCCACUUCAACAUUUUACCCACCAGUGUCUCUCUUGCCCUGCCAGGCACUCCUUUCUCCCUUGAGAUCCAAUCACAUUUCCAGGUAACUCUUGCACUUUUGCAAGACAGCCAUUUGCCAUUUUGCACCCUACUCAUUUCAUACCACAAAGCCCCCUCCCUAUAUCCACCAAGGGCUCUAGAUACCUUUUCCAGAUCCCCUCAGCUGUACCCAUGGCGUUUCUUUUUAGGUCUCACCUUAAGUUAUCAAUAUUUGGGGCUGCCCAUUGCUGCUCAGGCUAAUGCUUCCUCAUUAGCACAAGCAGCACAGAUUGGAUGGGCUGCUGGGGG